Molecule: messenger RNA, 708 nt
Organism: Ruditapes philippinarum (Manila clam)
Lineage: Eukaryota; Metazoa; Mollusca; Bivalvia; Venerida; Veneridae
Exons: 3
Coding region: 1-708 (235 amino acids)
Source: RefSeq, a predicted model, not a curated record
AUGAAGUCUGCUUUCAAAGUUGGACUGAGCGACUCAAACGGUGUGUUCAGUGGAGCAAGUCCAAUUUGUGCAACAAGUCUAGGUCGUGCAACAAGUCCAAAUUGUGCAACAAGUCUAGGUCGUGCAACAAGUCCAAAUUGUGCAACAAGUCUAGGUCGUGCAACAAGUCCAAAUUGUGCAACAAGUCUAGGUCGUGCAACAAGUCCAAAUUGUGCAACAAGUCUAGGUGGUGCAACAAGUCCAAAUUGUGCAACAAGUCUAGGUGGUGCAACAAGUCCAAAUUGUGCAACAAGUCUAGGUGGUGCAACAGAUCCAAAUUGUGCAGCAAGUCUGGCUUGUGCGACAAGUCCAAAUAAUGCAACAAGUCUAAGAAGUAAAACAAGCCCAAAUUGUGCCGCAAGUCUAGGUAGUACAACAAGUCCAAAAUGUAAUAUAGGUCAAGCAGCCCACUCAAAUAAUCGUCUGUGUUCGUCACAAUUUCCACGGAGCAUACUGUUAAAUAUUUUGCACUUUACAUCAACUGUUUCAGCCAUGUCAUGCAACAUUUCUCCAGCAUUUGUUUUAUCACCUGUGUGUUUAUUAUGCGCUGCUUCUGCCAGAAAUGCAACAUCAAAUACCAAAGAUAAAGGUCCAAGAACAGAUGCCGUUACAGCUGCGGCUGUUGUCCCUAACCUAACGGCUGCAAGAGCUAUACCUGCUAUACUAUGA